CUUUUCAGAGGAGUGUGACGUGAGGAAGGGCAAGAAGUAGAUUUGAGACAAAGAUAUGAACCAGGAAUGUUCUGUAAUGGGGUUGGAUAUCUCAGAGGCACCUCGAAGAAGGAGAUGCUGCAGAAUAUGUAGUUAGUUGUAGAAAUUCUCUCAGAGUACCGGGUGAGAAUCCUUGAACACGGACAGAAAGGGAUUUGAAGGGAUCAUUGUAAGAGUCGUGGAUCCGUUCCGUCGCAGAAACCUCGUUGGGGUGAAGUUGUAUUGGAUUAUUUAUGUAUCGGAAGAAGUGCGUACCAUGCACCUGUCACUUGCUCAUAGUUCUGAGCCGUAGUCUCCUGGCUAGCUACUUGAGUUGAUCUAAGACUGGACUGAGGUUGUCUAACUCGGUCUCCUUUCGUAAAGAGCUUGCGGUUCUAUGAGUAGGCCAUUGCACGAUGUUGUUCUUGUCUCACAAAAUUCGUAAUGUCUUCGCCUUUUGACCGAACCUUGUGGUACAGCUUUAAUAACUAAGCUAGAAAAGCAUGAGCAUCGGAGUUCCAGUCAAGCUUCUGCAUGAGGCUGAAAGCCACAUCAUAACUGUAGAGUUGAAGUCCGGGGAGUUGUAUCGUGGAACUUUGCAAGAGGCGGAGGACAACAUGAACUGCAACAUGACCAAUGUGACAAUGACCGGGAGAGAUGGAAGUAUCUCAACUCUUGAGCAAGUUUUCAUCAGAGGCGGUUUGAUUCGAUUUGUAAUUUUGCCGGAUAUUCUUAAGAAUGCGCCAAUGUUCAAACGCAUAGAUCCAAAGCAAGGCAUUCUACGAGGCAAAGGCGUUGGUAUCGGACGAUCGACGGCAGCGAGAGCUCGUCGUGGCGGUGGCCCCCCUGGCGGUCCUCCUCGUGGUGGAGGAGGAGCAGUCAAUGUCCGCCAUUGAGCAUGCUUGCUGCUCUUACAUCAGAGCUUCCGUCCCAUCUCGCCAGAGGGAAGUCGAAGAAUUCGCUCUAUGCUGAAGUCAAUGUAUCAAACAGGAGUUUCGAUCUCAAUCAAUUGCAGGAUAGUUUCCUUGAUUAGUGAUAGACGUGGCGAGGAUCAGGAAUGGGAUUCGAGAACGAGAUCAAGAGUUGUUGCUUUGAAGAAUCAAUGUUUAAUAGAUUUACAAACGUU
Molecule: messenger RNA, 1144 nt
Organism: Guillardia theta CCMP2712
Lineage: Eukaryota; Cryptophyceae; Pyrenomonadales; Geminigeraceae
Exons: 8
Coding region: 522-914 (130 amino acids)
Biological process (GO): spliceosomal snRNP assembly; RNA processing
Cellular component (GO): pICln-Sm protein complex; spliceosomal tri-snRNP complex; commitment complex
Molecular function (GO): RNA binding
Source: RefSeq, a predicted model, not a curated record